Molecule: messenger RNA, 2915 nt
Organism: Neopelma chrysocephalum (saffron-crested tyrant-manakin)
Lineage: Eukaryota; Metazoa; Chordata; Aves; Passeriformes; Pipridae
Gene: CCN5
Product: cellular communication network factor 5
Exons: 4
Coding region: 110-1168 (352 amino acids)
Biological process (GO): cell adhesion; signal transduction
Cellular component (GO): extracellular matrix; extracellular region
Molecular function (GO): heparin binding; integrin binding
Source: RefSeq, a predicted model, not a curated record
GAGUAUAAACACCAGCAGGACCUACUCCGGGCUUUAAAACCUGCGAACACACCGCUGCCUCCAAACUGCCUGGGGGGUGAUGUGCUGAAGUGGCAGAGGGGAGAGCAGCAUGAGGCUCCAGCUGGAGAAGCAGCUCCUCUUCCUCUCCCUCCUCUGCAUCCUCUCCAAGGUGUGUGCCCAGCUGUGCCGGAGACCAUGCUACUGCCCCUGGGUGCCACCCCGCUGCCCCCGCGGGUCUCCCCUGGUUCUGGAUGGCUGUGGCUGCUGCAAGAUCUGUGCCCGGCGCCUGGGGGAGCCCUGUGACUUCCUCCACGUCUGCGACCAGAGCCAGGGCCUCGUCUGUGACUACAGCACAGCACCGGCCAGGACAGGAGGCACCUGCAACUUCGAGGAUGACGAGGAGGGCUGUGAGGUGAACGGCCGGGUCUAUCGAGAUGGAGAAGUUUUCCAGCCCAGCUGCAAACUCCAGUGCCGCUGCCUGGACGGGGGUUUCACCUGCAUCCCGCUGUGCCAGGAGGACGUGCGGCUGCCCACCCCGGACUGCCCCUUCCCACGGCGUGUGGAGAUCCCAGGGAAGUGCUGCCCUGAGUGGAUCUGUGGAGCCCAGGACCAGCACCUCCUCCGGGAUGCCAGGGCAGGUAAGAUGCAGGGCACCUCCAGGGAGGGGAUGCCCGGGCAGGUCUCUGGGGAUGGCCCCUUCACCCCAGGCUCUGAAACAUCACCUCACACUCCUCUGCCACGCGGGGCUCUGCCCGCAGCACCGCAGGGCAUCCGCACAGAGCCUGGCUCCAACCACCCUUUAUCCCCUCCUCUCUUUUCUUUCAGCGCCCGGGGCAGUGUCCCCAGCGCUGCCAUACCCCUGCCAGGAGUGGAGCACAGAGUGGAGCGCCUGCUCGGCCACCUGUGGCGUGGGCUUUGCCACCCGCGUCUCCAACCAGAACCGCUACUGCCGGCUGGAGACCCAGAGGCGGCUCUGCGUGGUCAGACCCUGCCCCGCCCUGCCCGCGGCAUUCCCGGCGAGGGGAAGAGGAGGUCGUUUGUAGCUGUGCCCACCCUGGUUUCAUCCCGGAGCCAACGCCUCAUCCCGGCAAAGAGUCUGGCACAAACCUAUGGCAUUGUGGUUUUGGUGAAGAUGGAGAAACUAGAGAAGUUUCCAUCGAGAAACUAGAGAAGAACCGAUGGACUUUGGCUGCAAAGGAGGCUGGAAAUAGAGAACAAGAUCCCCCUCUCACUCAGCACCUGCCUCCUCUGUGCACCCUGCUGCCCCAGGCAGGAUUAGUGGGCAGCAUUCCCGAGUUUCUUAGGCUGAAUGAAAUGGGAAAUGGGGAAACCCUGCCCCAAGCAUGAACCCACCAAAGAAGCCAGGAAUUGGUCCUUUCCUGGAUCAGUGGAGCUUCUGGAGAGGUGAUGCUGCUCCUCCACCCCAUCACACAGCUCUGCUCUGCGGGGACUGCAAGAGAAGCCAUCUCCAGCACCUGGAAGCCCAAAUCUCUGGAGGGAACUCUCAUGCUCUGGCCCCCCAGGGAGGGAGCAGGUACAUCAGGCUGCACCCACAAGUCACUGCCGUGCCAGGCUGAGCUGCUCCACCGCGCGGGAGCUCAGCCAGCCCACGAUACCCGCCCCGCGAACAGCGGCUCCUCCCGGGGCACGGGCAGGGUCCUCCUGUUGGCAGCUCUAAUUCACCUUCCCUGCAUCCCCUCCAGAACAAACACGAGCCUUCCCGCUCCUCCUGGCCCCCUCCUCUCCCAGGCGCUGGCGGUUUUGGCAGGGCUGCGGCGAGCGAGGAGCUCAGACGGAGACACCGUCCCGCGGCACCAGACAUACCGCCUGCCAUCCAAGCACAUUCCCUGUGAGCCCGGGCCAAAGGAAAAGCGGGAGAAAGAGAAAACAAAAUCGCAAAGAUGAGUCGGAGCCGCCUCCCGACGGGCUGGAGCCGCUCCAGCGGCGCAGGAGAGCUGCCGGCGGUUCUGGCUGUGCUUUCCCUCGGCAGUAACCCUUGUGGGCGACGGAAAAUGAAACCCAAAUGCCCUCUAACGGCCUCGCACCAGCGUGCAGAGGGAACGUUCCACCCCGCAGGGAGAGAGGGGCAGCUGCAAGGAGCAGUGGUGCAGGUGACAUGUCCAGGUGAGACACGGACUUUUUAGACGUGUAUUUCUGGAACUAAAAAUAAAGGUGUGCUGAUCAAGGUGUGGAGCUUGUCUGGGUGAGCCCAGCCCUGCUGCUCGUGGCCAGCUGGAAAGUGGCACAGGAUGGGGCAGCCUGGAAGCACCUCAAUUCAGGCUGCUUAGAGUGAGAAAAGAAAAAGGAAAAAACAUUGUGAAUCAAACACUGAACACAUUAUUAGAGUAUAUCAUAUCCUGGAUUCAGUCAUGACCCUUUGCUUUUUACCCAGCCAUCAGCUCCAUCAGCUCCAUCAGCUCUGCCGUCGGGAGCAGCCCUGCCCACAGCCCUGCCCAGGUCUCCGGGCAGUGUUGGGAUGUGCAGGACAGCACUGGCUGCCCUGCUGCUGGGUCUGCAGCCCCAGGCACAGCCCAGGCCAUGCCUCUCCUCAGCCUCCUACAAAUCAGUGCCCAAACCCCCCCGUGACUCAUUCCCCCCUCCUGCCAGGUCCUCCUCUGCUCCCCCCAGACUGGGAUUUCCCCAGCAUCGUGCCACCAGUGCCACCAGCUCCUCCCGACCCAGGGCAGAUACUGCGGCAGAUUUGGAGGUGCAGGGGCAAAAGGCUGAAGGGCAGAGGGAGCUCUCCUCUCCAGCCCAGGGAAAAGCUUCCUCACUAGCAGCAGGAAAGGCAGCAGGGCCAAGGCAGCUGCUCACCCACUCCCCUGGGCUCUGCAAGGGCUGAAAAUAAAACUGAAGUCAAGGAUGCCUUUCAGUCACUUCUUAGGGGGUGAGGGGGGAAAGAAACAAGAAGUAAC